Messenger RNA from Drosophila albomicans, 1040 nucleotides. RefSeq lists its product as uncharacterized. Lineage: Eukaryota; Metazoa; Arthropoda; Insecta; Diptera; Drosophilidae. The transcript has 3 exons. The record is from RefSeq and is a predicted model, not a curated record. The coding region runs from base 565 to 912 and encodes 115 amino acids.
GCUGACGCUUGCUAGCGUACAGUGUGAAUGACAACAUUUAAAACCAGCUGGCAACGUCGAAUACUUUGCAUACUUUCAGGCUGAUUUACCAUGUACGUCAAGAUAGCUCCGCAAGUUUGGCGUCACAUAUCGAUAAGAAAAAAAUCGCGUGAUUACCUAAAAAGUGUGUUCGAUAUUCCUACGUUUCGAUACUUUCAUGUAGCUCGCAAACGAAGAAAAGCCGAGUUUUUUUCUUAUGGGUUUUUACAUGGGGCGAACGUAACAUUCGACCUUAACGGAAAAAACCGAGGUUUUGGGUGCAAUGGAAAUGGGCUAUGAAUUCUACCUUCACGAGCUACAUGAAAUUAUCGAUAACUAACACAGAAAUAUCGAAGUAGGGUAAAAAAGCUCACCAAUCGACAAAUAGCGCCAAGGUAUGAAAGUAGAAAUAAUGAAAAUGGAUUUUGCUUUUUAAAGCAAAUCUUUUAUUUUUUAGAUGAGCCAAAAAAUUCGCAAGCCGGCAAUAUCGUGGAGUGCCUUCCACGAGGCUAUGUUGUUUGAGUUUACACAUACAUAUAUAAACGUAUGUGUGAGAAGUUUUUGGCGGCAGGCUUCAAUGUGGAGUGGAAGGACGUCAAGACCAAGUUGAACAAUUUGACCAAAAAAUAUAAAAAUGAGAUUAAGAAGCGAGGUCCAUCGCAGUGGCACCAUUUUGCCAAGGUGCACAGGAUUUUAUCAGCGGAAAAGCCCAUAAAUUUGGAAGAAUACGUCCUCGACAGCAUGGAUCCCGAUGAAGGGAAAUGGGAUAGAUUCAUGUCGUUUAUUUCUGACUCGAGUGAUUCGUAUUCUGAGGAUUCUAGCGUAAUCCCAGAAUCCUCUGAAUCCGAAUCAUUCGAACCGUGUGGUUCAGCUGGGCCGCCAGCUAAAAAGUGACGAAGAGGCCGACAAAUGACUGAAUUCGAUCGUCUCAUGGUCAAGGACGCAAACAGGCGGACCGAUAUUCUUGAGCGCCUUGGCAACGCUCAUCUCCAAUUAAUGGAGAGAUUAAUCAAGGCAAUGGA